Molecule: messenger RNA, 1463 nt
Organism: Tripterygium wilfordii
Lineage: Eukaryota; Viridiplantae; Streptophyta; Magnoliopsida; Celastrales; Celastraceae
Exons: 5
Coding region: 359-1183 (274 amino acids)
Molecular function (GO): ubiquitin binding
Source: RefSeq, a predicted model, not a curated record
CAUGUUAUACCGCCUCCUCACCCAACCGUCACCUUUGUUCUUCCUCCACCAGUACAUCCGCUCAUGGUCGCCGAGGUGGAAGAUGAAUAUAUCGUAAUAAAAGGAAAGAUAUCAUUGAGAAACACAGAGAAAGCGAUAAAAUCUUGUUGAUUCUCGAUUUCUUUGAAUCGGAAGGAAACGGAGUAACUUUGUUUCGAUAGGAUUCAGAGGUCAUCGAUCGGUCGAUCGAUAAUCGAAAUCGUUGCAUGAUUGAGACAGAGAGGGAUCGAGUAGUAGUUUACGGCUUAUAGAGGAUAGAGGUUAGAGGGUUGAGAGAGGAGGAGAAAGAGAGGGCCAAAGGAGGCUACUUUGAGAAACUAUGUCUGCCAUAGUGUGCGGGAAGAGAUCUCUGUUCGAGGACUAUCCUGCUACUUCGCCUCCCGUCUCCAAGAGAAUCCGUUGUUCUUCUUCCUCUCCUGUUCGUUUCUCUCCGCCUAGAUCCAUCUCCAAUCGCUCUGCGCUUAUUGACCAUCUCCUGGCAAAUUUUCCUGAAAUGGACAAACAGCUCAUUGAGAAAGCUCUUGAAGAAUGCGGAGAUGACUUGGAUUCGGCUAUCAGAAGUUUAACUGAACUUCGUUUGGGAUCUGCUGAUAGAAGUUUGGGUACUUUGGCUAGCAAACCUGAAAUAUCUCAAGAGGCGAAUGCUCAACUUCAAGCACAAGGUGUUGUAAAUGCUAAUGGAGAGGUUCCUGUGGCUGAGGAUCCAUCAGCUCCAUUAAACUUACAAAUGGAAGGUGCAGAAUGGGUGGAACUUUUUGUUAGAGAAAUGAUGAGUGCCUCUAAUAUUGAUGAUGCUAGAGCUCGUGCGUCUAGAGCACUGGAAGUACUGGAGAAAUCAAUCCAAUCAUGCGCAGAAGCAGAGGCUGCCCGAAACUUUCACCAGGAAAAUAUGGUGUUGAAGGAGCAAGUGGAAGCACUGAUCCAUGAGAACACAAUUCUCAAGCGAGCUGUGGCCAUACAGCAUGAGCGUCAGAAAGAGAUUGAAGAUAGGAGUCAGGAGUUGCAGCAACUGAAGCAACUGUUAUCCCAGUAUCAAGAGCAGUUGAGGACCUUGGAGGUUAACAAUUAUGCAUUGACAAUGCACCUGAAGCAAGCUCAGCAAAGCAACUCUAUCCCUGGGCAUUUUCACCCUGAUGUUUUCUAGUGGUCGUGAAUGUGUUAAUACCGCUUGGAGAAUGGAUCAUAUGUAUGUGUAAUCUCGUAAUCAGAGCAAACCUGAAAAGCCGGCCACAUUUUGUAGGCACUUACAUAUAUGUUUGUUGCCCAACCUGGCAGGGUUUUCUUUCUAUGUCCAAAUGGUUGACUGUUAGUUAUUGACAUAUUGACUGCAUUCAAAAUUUCAAAUACUGAUACAGUAUUAUCUUCUAAAUAUUCAAGCUUAAUCGUCAAUGGUUUGCAAGCCGUGCCUUCUUUUCCUUUCUCCA